CGGGCGGACACCUGCGGUCCCCGGGGAGAGGGCCUCUGCCAGAAGUGAUCCAGGACUUCAGAAUGGAACACGGGCCUCUUCCCCUCUCCUUGUGAUCAAGCCGCUGGCCGACAUUUAUGUGGGGAUGCCAAUAAACCACCAGAAAUCAGACUCUUCAGAGAUGGACUCUGACUUGUCACCCGGCUGCAGGCUCAGUGACCUGAGCAGAGGGGGCAGCUUGGAGAGUCGAAGUAGCAGUUCUCGCUCCAGAAGUCUCACUUUGGAUGACGAGAGCCUGAAGUACCUCACCCAUGAGGAAAAGGAUGUCAUCCUGUUUUUUGAAGAGACUAUUGAUUCCCUGGAGGACGACUUUGAGGAGCAAGUCCUGUGUGACAGUGGGGUACACUGCCAGCCCCCAGAGUCUCUGGAAGGAAGCACUCCCGGCCACUUGGAACCAGAAGAUGUCAUUGACUUAGUGCAGCCAGUAUAUGCAGCUGGGGAACCUGAGCGCCUCCCGGAUGUGACGGAAACAGCAGGGGCGGGACCUGUUGGAAAGGAAGACGUUGCCGUCCUGGAAUGCGGGGCCCAGGAUGUGGAGGCUUCUCCCCCACCAGGGUGCACCGGUCCAGAGGCCCUUCCUCGGCCACCCUCCCUGCCUGUCACCACAGCGCCAGCCCACCCCAGGAAAGAGCAGCUCUCUUCUUCUCCUCCAGCGGAGCACCCAAAACUGCCCCGUUCAGUUCCUACUCCGCUUGUUAUCGCCCAGAAAAUUUCUGAGAAGUUGGCAGGAAAUGAAGCACUCUCACCCACCUCCCCCUCCAAGGAGGGCAGGCCUGGAGAAGGGAGGACGCUGACUUCCAUGGCCCCUCGAAACGGAGACCACUUGUUGUGGCACAGACAUACGGCACAGCCCGCACCCAAGAUCCACCGCUUCCCGAGCAACAUCAGUGUGACCAACAGCGCCGGGAAGGAGUUCAACAAGACCAUCUCCAAGGCCGCGGUCAACGUGCAGGAGCGGAAAGCCCGGGUCCUGGCCAACAUUAACGGAGUCUCUUUCUUCUCCGUGGGAGAAUGGGAGGAUCGGGCCCGAAAGGGUGAUCUCCCGGAGCAGAAGAGAAGCGUCUCUCCAGAGCAGGGGACGUGUGGCCAGAGCAAGCCAGGCCCCGUCCAGGAAGCUGUGUCCACACAGGCAGGAGGACCGACCAGCAGUCAGCAGUCCAGAGGCGUGCAGACAGAGCAGACGCCACCACUGGAGAAUGGCUUCCAGAACAUCCAUGAUGUCCUAAAGAGUGAGCCCGGUGCCUUCUUCUCUACUGGGAAAACUGUCACUUUCCGCCCGGACCCGGCUCUUACCAAUAAACUUGCACGCCAGAACGCCAGCAAGAGCUUGUAUGAGCACCGUCAGCCAGACUGCAGUCAGGAUGCUAGGAAGCGGUCAGGUUCGCUGCCCAGGGCCGUGGGGUUCAGACCCCAAGGCAUCACUGUCCAGUUUGCUGGCCGAGGCUCCACUGAGGAAGCUCGCCGGGAGGCCCUGCGGAAGCUCGGCCUGCUGAAAGAGAACUUGUGAUGGAGAAUGAGUGGGGGCUGGAGGAUGUGGAUGGCCAGGUUUGUUUGGCCUAAAAUGGCUGUGCGUCGUAAAGAGCCAUCACAACAGUCCCAACAGCUCUGCCCUGCUGCGGUCUAGCAAUGACGGGUACCAGGACUCAGCAGUCCAAGCUGGGUGUCUGCCCCCUCCCAUCCUACCUUUGAGCUGGGAUUUCCUUCUAUAAACAAGGUCCAGCACUAGAGCUUCCUUUUUCUAAGAACUCAGAUAAUAACCUUGAAGACCUAUAGAUUUCUAUGAUUUGUAACUGCCAUCUAUUUUGUAGAUUCAGGAGAAGGGGGAUUGGGUCCAAUUUGCUAUUCUUGAGUCUCUAACCUAGCCUUUGAUCCCAAGCAAAUGGACAUGAAGGCCAGUUUAGAUCUCUUAUACUCAAUUCUCUAAGCUAGGGAUUUCCUCUCCUUUCUAAGAAAAUAUUAAAACUGAGUGUUAAAUUUU
Molecule: messenger RNA, 2017 nt
Organism: Eptesicus fuscus (big brown bat)
Lineage: Eukaryota; Metazoa; Chordata; Mammalia; Chiroptera; Vespertilionidae
Gene: PROSER2
Product: proline and serine rich 2
Exons: 4
Coding region: 125-1546 (473 amino acids)
Source: RefSeq, a predicted model, not a curated record